UCAACACCAUUCGGACAGUGACUUCCGUUACGUUACACUUAGUUUGUCAUUAAGUCGGUGAACGCAAAAGGCAAAAUGAAUUAUUUCUUCCUUUUUAUCUAGUUCACGUCGAUACUGGAUCCUGAGAAAUAUAGAAUUGCAUUUAGACGGUUGAUAUUGCUGAAGUAAUUGCAACUCUGGAGUCUCAACACAAUUAAGCGAAUGACUUGAACAUUUCAAUCAAUGCGUAUAGUUCGGGAUUCAGUAAAAAAUAAUUACUUUGGUCAGGGAGCUGAAUUAGCGGACUUAGAACAUAUUUUCCAAGGUCGUCUGGUCCUUAGGGGCCAAUAGGCUACGGAAAUUAAUGGAAUUGGUAUCCAGAGAUUAGCCGAAUCCUAAGGUCAUAGAUUAAAGUGGGGACAUAACGUCAGUAUUCAAGCCAUGUCUCAGUGAAGACAUUGGUAACAGUGACAUUGGAGACAGUUUUGGACAGACGACGGGCCAAAUAAGAGUGAACAUACGUGUAUGAACUAAACAAAUGCAAGUUCAACAUACUGGAUUAAACGAAAAGACAUUUGGAAACAAAAAGCAAGGGGAAAUUGAGAGAGAAUUAAUAUUAUCCAUGUUCGAGAAAAGGAAAAUUCUACGAGGAGAGUAGUGUUACCCAAAUAUCACUAUAAAAUCAGAUAUCAGAUGUUGCAGAUUCCCCAGUGGUCUCGCAGUUAACGACGUUCAACAAUGAUGUACAUAUUAGUCGUAUGGUGUAGCUUUAUGGUUUAUGUUGCAAAUGGGUGUCAGGAUGAACAUUACUACAGCGGUGAAAGCAGAACUGCGGGAUAUUUCUGGUCACCUGACUUUGAUAAGCCGUACCCUCCUCUUGUGAAGUGUCGGUUCUUCUUUGAGGGAUCAAAGGACGAAAGGAUACGUUUCACAUUCAAUGACUUUGACCUGGAAAAUGGGACAAAGGAAGGACAGUGUGUGAAGGACUACGUUGACAUAUACUCAAUAGAUGAUACUGAUUUUAAAAAUCCUUUGAUCAGAGUAUGUGGUAACAAUAAACCAAAUCCAGUAGUAACCCUCCACUCCAGAGCAGAAAUAGUAUUUACGGCUGAUCGGUACUCUAACGGGCAGAAAGGCUUCCAUAUGAAAUAUGAAUUUCUAGAUGAGCGAUGGUCACCGUUCACAUCAGACCAGCGUUGUGGGUCCACCUAUCUCAACGGGAGAGGAGGAGUGAUUGCUUCACCCGGGUAUCCCUUUGCUUACGAUGAAGGGACUGAAUGCUCCUGGAUGAUCCGUGUGGAGGAAGACAAAACUAUUCUUCUGAAUAUUGUUGAGCUGGAUAUAGGGGUAGAAGUUCAUUGCGACAGGUCAGCUGGGUAUCUUGAUAUUUAUAACGGAUUUGCAAGUCUCACUAGGCAAUCGGAUUUGGUCCAACGAUUCUGUGGACAGACUAUUUAUUACAAGGGUGUUAAAGACCUUAGCAUUCGUUCAAAGUCAUUUAGAAUGACCCUCAGGUGGUUUGGUGGCAGAAUUCCUAAUUUGAAGGGCAGCACGGGAUUCAAGCUGUCUUGGACUGAAGUUUAUAUUCCACAAAAAGGCGAGCUUUGUCCCGGUUUUCAAUGUAGAGGGGGCAAAUCCUGCGCUGAUUCAGUGGGUUUGCUGUGCCGCAACUUGCCAGAGUAUUGCAUUGACGAGACGCUUACUUGUAAUGAUCUACCCAACUGUGACAUACUGGACCAAAGUGACGAAGCUCAUUGUUUGACUCCAUUACUUCUUGCAAUAUGCAUAAUACUCCCCCUCUUAGCAGUUGUUGGACUUAUUGUGGCAAUAUGCAUCUUCAGAAGAAAGCGUCGACAUCGAAACACAACACACAAAACUGAAUCAAAGAAAGUAAAAGAAAGAGAUAGAACUUUAGAAUUAGAGAAACUUGACACAAGUCCAAGAUUGACAGCCAGACCAGGGGAACAAUAUUCGAAACCAAUUCGUAAGAAAAGCUCUUGUAGUCCCAAUGGUGACACUGAACGAAAGGGCUCAAACUCGAGUUUACGAAAAAGUUUGACAAAUGAGCUCAAUGUGAAGUUUACUCAUACGAAUCGGCAUACGAUUUCGCCAUCUAUUAAAACCUCUCAUAAAAAGGAUUAUAAAAAGUCACCCGAUCCACCAAUGUAUAAUUACCAUCCUGUCCCAACAUCAAACGGACCAGGAUCAUGUGGUAUAGGCCCAUACGAUGGCUCUGAUGUGGACCAAGACUUAGUGGAUUUUCCUCCUCCACCUUUGGAUUAUCCUCCUCCCAUAGAUUACCCAACAUCGCCUGGAAGUCACACAUAUGUAAAUAAGAACGCUCAAGUUAUAUCGCCAAAUAAAUCUAACCACAGUAUUGUAUAGUAGUCCUCGCUCACGCUGAUCACUUUGUGCAUG
Molecule: messenger RNA, 2397 nt
Organism: Owenia fusiformis
Lineage: Eukaryota; Metazoa; Annelida; Polychaeta; Sabellida; Oweniidae
Source: the annotation of a GenBank genome assembly